This is a messenger RNA of Bactrocera oleae (olive fruit fly), 1459 nucleotides long. RefSeq lists its product as uncharacterized. The record is from RefSeq and is a predicted model, not a curated record. Lineage: Eukaryota; Metazoa; Arthropoda; Insecta; Diptera; Tephritidae.
AGCGGAAAAGUUUGCGAUAAGCGGACUACUGCAGCAGAUUUCAUUUAGUUCCAUACAAAUAUCAAUUUAACAUAACUAUUGAUCUGAAACACAAGCAACUAAAAGUUGAAGCGCACACAACUUAAUCAACCCUGAAUAAAGCUAAAAUAAAUCUGCCAUAAAUAUUGUUCGCUUACAUCAAACUCUCAGAAUUUUUCAAAAUCCGAAGCAAGGAGUACGAGUUGACGAAGUGCAGGCAAUAAUCACCGGUUUCUAAAAAUACGUUGAUUUUUUUAAUCAAAUUUUUUAGCGCAGGUAAGAAAGACGUUUUUUGCCUGUCUCUUAUAAAAACCUACGAAAUCUUAACAAAGUCAUUAGUAAUAAACUGAGCGCGCUAAACAGAAGUCGUCAGAAGGAUUAACUUUUUUUUUAAGGUUAGAGAAAUCCACUGUAAACAAAGAUUAAUGACUCAAGAAUUUGGGAAAUUCACGAAGACUAAGGAUCGAUUCUAAUAUACCGAGCAUUUCGAAUAACCAGAACACCAACCGACCAAUUCAACUCAUGAGCAGUUCAACAACAACCGACAAUCGGAGAAUGUCCAACACAUGGUCAAUUAACUCACCACAGCUUAUUAGAGACAGCACCAGUAAUGUGUCGACGGCUCUGAACUUACCACAACCACCAGAGCAUUGGUUGCUUGGAAAAGCGAAGGGUGUCUAUAAGGAAGAGCGUAAUGAGGAUGACUUGAAGAUAGCGAAGAAAACAAAUACCUUCGAUUAUUACAACUUGAAGAAGUUGCUAUAUAUUAAUAACUAUAGACAGCACGGCGAUCGGAGAAUGUCCAGCGAACACGGAGAAUGUGACUCACCUCAACCUAGUGACAAUAGCAGUAAUUCGUCAGAGACUUCAACCUUGCCACAACCGCCACAGCAUUGGCUGAUUGACAGAGCCGAAUAUGUCAGUAAAGCAGAGGGUAGUGAGGAGGAGCGAGAUAUGGCAAGAAAGAUGAAUACCUUGGAUUAUUAUAACUUGAAGAAAUUGUUAUAUGUUGAUAGCUAUGAAGGGUUUGGAGACUGUAACUCACCUCGCAGCAAUGGGUCGGUGGUUUCGACUUUGCCGCAACCGCCACGGCACUGGUUGCUUGGCAAAGCGGAAUAUGGCUGUAAGGAAAAGGGCAGUGCGAAGGAGCGAGCGAUGGCAAGGCAUGCAAGUACUUUCGAUUUUUAUAAUUUGAAGAUGUUGCUUUCAGGCGAAUAAUAUCUGUAAUUAAUUUAAUUAUAUUAUAUAUGAAUAUAUUAUAAUACUGUUACGUCUAUGGUAUACUUAUGUUCAACAAAUAUUGUAUUUUUACUCAUAAACCAACGCAGGCUUAAAUUAAGUAGAUUUUAAAAUAAAGUAAAGUUUUAAUUCAAAACAGUUCUGUAAAGCUUAUAUUUUGGAUGAAUAGAAAAAAUGGCAACUCUGUCCAUCAAUUAACUUA